Solea senegalensis (Senegalese sole) is the source of this 4666-nucleotide messenger RNA. RefSeq names its product cyclin-dependent kinase 5, regulatory subunit 1b (p35) (gene cdk5r1b). Gene Ontology annotation, cellular component: protein kinase 5 complex; cytoplasm. Lineage: Eukaryota; Metazoa; Chordata; Actinopteri; Pleuronectiformes; Soleidae. The record is from RefSeq and is a predicted model, not a curated record. The coding region runs from base 551 to 1459 and encodes 302 amino acids. Gene Ontology annotation, biological process: activation of protein kinase activity; positive regulation of cyclin-dependent protein serine/threonine kinase activity; brain development. Gene Ontology annotation, molecular function: cyclin-dependent protein serine/threonine kinase activator activity; protein kinase binding. The transcript is spliced from 2 exons.
CAACAUCAGCUCUCGCAGCAUCCGCAUCUCACGGACCAGGAGGACCAGGAGGAGCACAUCCUCAUCUCAGCAUCCAUUCCACAACUGCCUGCCAUCGUCUGCGCACUGCCGACAACAGACGUCCCUCUCUUUUUUUUGUUGCCCCGGCACGGACUAUUUUCUUCGUCGCAUCUAUAUUCUCCGAGAUGAUUUUAUGAUUUAAUCAUCAGCCAUAUAAGGAAAAAAAUAACAAGCUCGAGACGCGGAGCGUCAUCUUGAAAACGCACUUAUUUCACCCCCAUCAGGCUGGAGAUUUGCAGUGGCCAUCUGGAGACGCAGACAAAGAGCUGAAAUACAGCAGAGACACUUUCAGUCCAGGAGAUUGUCAUCCCCUCAGAGAGCAGUUUACAGGACAUUCUCCUUAAAUGCUGUAGAUGCCCAGAGGCAGCCCGUAGCCGGGGACUCCCGACUCCCAGAAGCACUGAAGCUUUGAGACCCUCAGGAUCUCCCCUGGCAGACACACCUCUGACCCAGUGCGGCUGAAGCCCCUGGACGUCCCCCCACAAUCACCAUGGGAACCGUGCUGUCUUUGUCACCCAGCUACCGAAAGGCGGCUCUGUUUGAGGAUGGCCCGGCCACUGUGGGCCACUACACGGCAGUCCAGAACAGCAAGAAUGCCAAGGACAAGAACCUGAAGCGGCACUCGCUCAUCAACGUGCUCCCUUGGAAGCGGAUUGUAGCAGUGUCAGCCAAAAAAAAGGGCUCCAAGAAGGUGCAGCCCAACGCCACCUACCAGAACAAUGUCACCCACCUGAAUAAUGAAAAUCUGAAGAAGUCACAGUCCUGUGCUAAUCUGUCCACCUUCACCCAGGAUCAGAGUACUCCAGCUCUUACCAAGACUUCCAACAAUACAGCCUCAUCUGUCAAGAAGGCACCUUUGACCACUUCCAAUGUGGCCCCUGGGACCCCGAAGAGAGUGAUUGUCCAGGCUUCUACCAGUGAGUUGCUGCGCUGCCUUGGGGAGUUUCUGUGUCGGCGUUGUUAUCGGCUCAAGCACCUGUCCCCCACUGACCCAGUGCUGUGGCUGCGCAGCGUGGACCGCUCCCUGCUGCUGCAGGGCUGGCAGGACCAGGGAUUCAUCACGCCUGCCAACGUGGUCUUUGUCUACAUGCUGUGCCGUGACGUGGUCUCCUCCGAGGUGGCCACGGAGCAUGAGCUGCAGGCUGUGCUGCUCACCUGCCUUUACCUGUCUUACUCUUACAUGGGCAAUGAGAUAUCCUACCCUCUCAAGCCCUUCCUGGUGGAGAGCUCCAAGGAGACCUUCUGGGACCGCUGCCUCUCCAUCAUCAACCUGAUGAGUGCAAAGAUGCUCCAGAUCAACUCUGACCCGCACUACUUCACUCAGGUGUUUGCCGACCUGAAGAAUGAGAGCCAGAAGGAGGAGGAGAGGAGCCGCCUGCUCAUCGGCCUGGACCGGUGAGGGGAUGCUGGGGGUGUGAGGGUGGGAGGGGGGUGGACAGAGGGUGUAGGGGAGGUGGGGCAUAUUCCAGUCUGGUAUUUUGACAAAUCUCGAGAAAAUUAGUGAUGCUAAAUAUUUAUUAUUGACAAAAGGUCAGUGGAUGUAGAAGUAUUUGACAUUUAUAACAAUUUUUAAUUCAAAAGCUUGUCCUGGCGUGCAGUGGUUAUUAGUCAUGGGCCUUUAAAAGCAAAGGCUCUGUUAGUCUGUCAUUAUCAGAAUUAGAGAAAUUCUAUUUGGAAAUCAGCAGAAGGUGGAUUCUGUGUGAGCCCUGAGACAUUUUGGCAAAGCUAUUUAAAAGACAAAAUGCCAGACUUGAGUAAAUCCUUUGCUAACAUACAGAUAUAUAUCUAUAUGGAAAAACUGAAAAUCUUUAAAAACAAUUCAGACAAUAAAAGAAAAGAAAAAGAAAAAGAAAAGGAAGCAUACAUCUACAGCAUUGAAUGUGGACAGGACUGAGGCUUCAGCAGCCUACCAGUGACCUUCUGACUCUUGUGAUGUGCACUGCCUACUGCAGGAGGGUGAGGGCCAUUGCCUGAGUAGCUUUCUUCAUGCAUCACGGAUGAACAGGGAUCCCCGGCUGCAAACUCUGGCUCUUUGGAAACGCCAACGACCACGUUCCCAAACAUUCAUGUGGAUACGAUGGACUGUGUUUGCUGUAAUGCAUAUCUAGCCAUCAAAGGAGAAAGGACAGCUGGGGUUUGGAGGGGGGGGUUUUGGGGGGGUUUGUGGCAUCAAUACUGGAUCCAUAUACUUUGUGUGGGUUUCUGUUUGUGGCUCUGCAGCAGGACAUGUACAGUACGGCUAGAUGGACAAUAAACAAGCAUUGCAUUGUGGGACUUUUGAUAUAAAACAACAACCUGAGGACGUAUGGCCAGUGUUGUGUGGUCAUACCGUGUGUGUUCAGAAAGACCUACUUUAUUUUCAUCUAGAAAAAAAACAAAACAAGUUAAUGGAUGUUUUACACCCCAGAGGUUUACACUGAUGGAGGCUUAUUUAUUGCUUUUCUGGUUUCCUUUGACUUUCUUUUUUUCUUUUUCUUUUUUUUUUACUUAGAAAUGUAAUGUUUUGCACGUGUGCCAUGCAAUUUUUCAGAGUUCCUGCGAGGGCAAUUAUUACUUCUCCUCUUUUUACUUAAUUUAUAAACCAACUGCAUCUGCAUUAGAGAAUGCUGUAAACAAAGUGACACUAGUUUAUUUAGCUAUGCUUGCUAAUAUAGGCUAUUUGUUUACCAGGGAAAUUCUUUUUGUACUUUUUGUCGAUAGGUUGUGUUGCAACCAGUUUUGGAAUGAUGUUUUGAUUUUGUGCUUAUGAUUCAGCAUAGAAAAUGUUUUAAAAACAGUGCCAUAUCUUUGAUGGAAAUCCCACAGGUCCGAGAACAUUGCGAGAUGUUGGCCUGGCCGUCCAGCCGUAGAAUGACGGAGUGGAUUUUCAUCUGCAAAUAAUGACUUACUGACACCUAAUUUAUUGCCACUGACGUAUUUAUUAUUUAGGCACAUUCAAUGUAAAAGAAAGACUCUGAGAAGGAAAUGAUGGGGGGGAGGGGAGGGGUUGCUGGUGUAGGUGUGCGUAACUUUGGUGGGAAUGAAGAUUGAUCUGGUCUCUGCUAAUGAAUGUCCCAGGGAUUCAUCAGUGAAUAUCUAAUUAAAAUCUCAUUGAUCAAAACCAAUGUCCAAUCUGACCAUCGCCAAAGUGACAUCAUCAUCAUCAUCAGCAGCAGCUUUUAUUAGGGAGAAAAGGCCCUGAAAACAACCGGACUAGGGAACCAACACAUAUCAGAAAGCACACAAUUUUCUCCAGGGGCAAAUAAAUAAAUCAUUUGAGUGACAGCUGUUCAUCAUCACUGCAGAAAAGCACAGCUUACCUUGAGGACCGUACCAUCAGCAUAAUCUCUGCGUUAAUCAAACACGAGGUGACACCGCAGUCUCCUAUAUGGUCUCCGGGAGAUUAAUCGUCCCCCUGUGGCAAAAAUCUCACGCUGAAUGAAAAGAAUUCACUCGACUAAGAUUGACAUGCCGCAGUGUGCAGAGGGAACACCAUGGCAACCGCGACAGAGCGCAUGUAGAACCGUGGAAGAUAUGUAGCUUUUUAUAUUCAUAGGGCUGAGGUAGUCCUAUUUAAAGGUCCUCCACUGCAGAUCCUCGCUGUCUCAGUCAGCACUGAUAUAAGACACUAAGACACAUGUAUCUCAUCUUCUCUACAUAUAUAUGUAUAUAUAUAUAUAUAUAUAUAUAUACAUAUACUGUAUAAUUCAUCUUCAGCUGGGGUGGGAAACUGACUGGUGUGGCAGACAAAAGGCUUCUAUCUUGUUUUAAAGUUGUUCCCUGUGAACGAAAGGUCUUUCUGCUGCUGCUGCUGCUGCUGCUCUGUGUGAAUCAGACAAAUGAGCGACUCUGACAGUCUGAUAGUACGGCCCCUGCAUGACUGUGGAUCUGUGGCUGCCGUGUGGAGAUAGACCAGUGAGGGACAGUUCAUUUGCAGUGUUUGCACUGGCACAAUGGAGGGACAUGCGCUUCGGACGGGCUUUCAGUCUGUCACAAAGAAAGCAGGACGGUGGAGUAAAAGGUGUCAAACAGAGAUGACCCUGAAUCUCUCUCUCUCUCUCUGUGUCCACUCGCCCUGACUCACUCGAAAUGUGCCAUUUCUUUUCUUCCCACUUUGCAUCAUUUAGUAGUUGUUUGAGAAUUUUCAAAAGUUGAUAAAAGUUGAUAAAAUACGACAAAAAAAAGUCUCAAGUGAUAGUUUAAGGCUUAUGUCAAGAUUCUUUUCUGUAUCUUGUUGCGUACUUUGUAGAUAAAAAAAAAAUCAAACAGUGGUUAAAAGCGUUGAAAGGCAAGGCAUUCAGUGGCUGCAGUGUGUGUGUGUGUGUGUGUGUGUGCGAAUGUGUGUGAAGGACGUUGUUUUAUUUGUACAGAAGAAUGUGUGACAUGUUGUUUUCUUAUGGACAAGGAGCAAACACCAACCAACCACACCCGUACCAGGAUAUUGGAUUUGCGUUGGUGGGAUAAAGGGACGGGGGGGUGUUGAUGCUGUUCAAUAAAAAACCUUUUUGAAAAAGACACAAAAGCCGUUGCUGUAAUAGAAACUUUUUUUCAGUUAGUUUCUGCUUACUUUAAUUUAUUUUUGUACUGUGAUGGAAAAAUAAAAUGCACUGAUCGCUCUAGGUCAUCA